AUGGCCAAAGAAAUGGCUAUUGAUGAAGUUGAUGUCUCAAUUCUACCUGUCGAGAUGAUACUUCAGGAGGAGGCAACAACAAAUAAGGAUAACACGCGCUUGGAAGAAGACGAGGAGGGCGUCGAAGAAUUCGAAGAUCUCCGCAAUUUGAGGCUAGAUUGCAUCUAUGAUGAUAGCCCAUUGGAGUUAAUCACGACGGACCAAGGCAUAGUGUUCGUGGGACGCAAAGUGGCGGCCUUUGCAGAAUCCUGGGGCAUCAAGCUUUUAACUUCGACCCCUUACUACGCUCAGGCGAAUGGCCAAGUAGAGGCGGCCAAUAAAAUUCUAAUAAGCUUAAUCAAAAAGCAUGUGGGUCGAAAACCAAAAAGCUGGCAUGAGUCUUUGAGCCAAGUCCUGUGGGCUUACAGGAAUUCACCAAGGGAAGCGACAGGAACAACACCUUUUCAACUUGCCUAUGGCCAAGAAGCCGUGCUGCCCGCAGAAGUAUAUUUGCAAUCGUGUAGAAUUGAAAGACAAGAGGAAAUCCCAAGUGAAGUUUACUGGAAUAUGAUGCUAGAUGAAUUGGUUAACCUCGACGAAGAAAGAAUCUCGGCACAAGACGUUCUAACAAGACAAAAGGAUCGCAUAGCUAAAGCGUACAAUAAAAAGGUUAAAGAUCGAUCUUUUGUCACAGGAGACUACGUGUGGAAAGUUAUCCUCCCAAUGGAUAAGAAGGAUAGGGCUUACGGGAAAUGGACCCCCAAUUGGGAAGGGCCAUUUAAAGUCGAAAAAACAUUACCUAAUAAUGCUUACGUGAUUAAGGAAUUGAGCAAUCAGCGUCAGUGUGUUACGGUAAAUGGCAAGUAUCUAAAAGCAUAUAAGCCAAUGUUGCAUGAAAUCAAAAUUGAAUAA
Messenger RNA from Lotus japonicus, 891 nucleotides. RefSeq lists its product as uncharacterized. The record is from RefSeq and is a predicted model, not a curated record. Gene Ontology annotation, biological process: DNA integration. Gene Ontology annotation, molecular function: nucleic acid binding. Lineage: Eukaryota; Viridiplantae; Streptophyta; Magnoliopsida; Fabales; Fabaceae. The coding region runs from base 1 to 891 and encodes 296 amino acids. The transcript has 2 exons.